AUGAGCGGUCGCUCAAAUGGUCAACAGAAAAUGCGAAUCCGGCCAUUCAUGGCAACGGUCGACGAACAGUAUGUGACUCAGACGUGGGAUCUCUUGAAGCGUGCGAUUCAAGAAAUUCAACGGAAAAAUAAUUCCGGUUUGAGUUUUGAAGAACUCUAUCGUAAUGCAUAUACUAUGGUUCUUCAUAAACACGGUGAACGAUUGUACAAUGGUUUGAAAGAGGUGAUUCAAGAUCAUAUGGCAUCGGUUCGUGAAAGAAUUAUCAACUCGCUCAAUUCGGGAAAUUUUCUGGAAACUGUUGCCGAUUCGUGGACUGAUCACACCGUCGCCAUGGUGAUGAUUCGUGAUAUUUUGAUGUACAUGGAUAGAAUUUAUGUGGCUCAAAAUAUUCAUGUCUUACCAGUUUACAAUCUCGGAUUGGAUUCUUUUAGAACUGAAAUUUUGAGACAGAAUGGAAUUGGUGACCGUCUUAGAGAUGCCCUUCUUGAACUGAUCAAGUCGGAUAGGAAGUCGAAUCAAAUCAAUUGGCACGGAAUCAAGAAUGCGUGUGAAAUGUUGAUCUCAUUGGGAAUUGAUUCUCGUCGAGUUUAUGAGGAAGAAUUUGAGAGGCCACUCCUCAAAGAAACUAGUGAUUAUUAUCGAGAUGUUUGCAAGAAUUGGCUUUCUGGAGAUAAUGAUGCAUGCUUUUAUUUGGCACAAGUUGAAGGAGCAAUCAAAGAUGAGACAUCACGUGCUUCGAGAUAUUUGGACAAACCGACUGAAACAAAGAUUCUGCAAGUAAUGGAUGACGUGAUGGUUGCAGAACACAUAACAACAAUUGUCUAUAUGCCAAAUGGAGGUGUCAAAUUUAUGCUGGAGCAUAAAAGAGUGGACGAUUUGACGCGUAUUUUCCGUAUUUUCAAACGUAUCGGAGUGUCUGAAACCGUUCCUGAUGGUGGACUGAAAGUGUUGUUGAAGGCGGUUAGCGAAUAUCUAACUGAAACCGGCUCAAAUAUUGUCAAAAAUGAGGAGUUGCUCAAGAAUCCUGUGAAUUUCGUCAGUGAACUUCUCCAGCUCAAAGACUAUUUCUCCAGUCUUCUCACAACCGCAUUCGCUGAUGAUCGUGAUUUCAAAAAUCGUUUCCAACACGACUUCGAGACAUUCCUUAAUUCGAAUCGUCAGUCUCCAGAAUUUGUUGCUCUUUACAUGGAUGAUAUGCUUCGUAGCGGUCUGAAAUGUGUAUCAGAUGCUGAGAUGGAUAACAAGCUAGAUAAUGUGAUGAUUUUAUUCCGUUAUUUGCAAGAGAAAGAUGUGUUCGAAAAGUAUUUCAAACAAUACCUUGCAAAGCGACUUCUUCUUGACAAAUCAUGCUCCGAUGACGUUGAAAAAGCACUUCUUGCCAAAUUGAAAACCGAAUGUGGAUGUCAAUUCACUCAAAAGCUCGAGAACAUGUUCAGAGACAAAGAGCUUUGGCAGAAUCUUGCUACAAGUUUCAGAGAUUGGAAAGAAGCUCAACCACAGAAGAUGAACAUUGACAUAUCACUGAGAGUUCUGACUGCGGGUGUGUGGCCGACAGUUCAAUGCAAUCCAAUUGUGUUGCCACAGGAGUUGUCAUUGGCAUACGAUAUGUUCACUCAAUACUACACUGAAAAACAUACUGGCCGUAAGCUGACAAUUAAUACACUUCUCGGAAAUGCUGAUGUCAAAGCGACGUUCUAUCCCCCACCGAAAGCAUCCCAAUCGAAUGAGGAGAACGGUCCAGGACCAUCAAACGGAGGCGAUUCGCUGAAAGAGAGAAAACCAGAGCAUAAGAUUUUGCAAGUCAACACUCAUCAAAUGAUUAUUCUUCUCCAAUUCAAUCAUCACAACCGGAUCUCUUGUCAACAGUUGGUUGAUGAGUUGAAAAUUCCGGAGAAGGAGUUGAAGAGAAAUCUCCAAUCAUUGGCACUCGGAAAAUCAUCACAGCGUAUUUUGGUCAGAAAAAAUAAGGGAAGAGAUGCUAUAGACAUGGCUGAUGAAUUCGCUGUCAACGACAAUUUCCAAUCGAAAUUGACACGUGUUAAAGUGCAAAUGGUAACUGGAAAAGUGGAGACUGAACCAGAGAUCAAGGAAACUCGUCAGAAGGUUGAAGAUGACAGAAAACUGGAAGUUGAAGCAGCGAUUGUUCGAAUUAUGAAAGCCAGAAAGAGGUUGAAUCACAAUAAUUUGGUUACAGAGGUUACCCAGCAGCUUCGUCAUCGUUUCAUGCCAUCUCCCGUCAUUAUCAAACAACGUAUCGAGACUCUGAUUGAAAGAGAAUAUUUGCAACGGGAUGAUCAGGAUCAUCGUUCCUACUCUUACAUCGCCUAA
Molecule: messenger RNA, 2328 nt
Organism: Caenorhabditis remanei
Lineage: Eukaryota; Metazoa; Nematoda; Chromadorea; Rhabditida; Rhabditidae
Exons: 7
Coding region: 1-2328 (775 amino acids)
Biological process (GO): protein ubiquitination; ubiquitin-dependent protein catabolic process
Cellular component (GO): Cul3-RING ubiquitin ligase complex
Molecular function (GO): ubiquitin protein ligase binding
Source: RefSeq, a predicted model, not a curated record